AUGUCCAACCAAAGUACUGUGAAAGAGUUUCUUCUUCAUGGAUUCUCUGACACACGAGAACUGCAGAUAUUCCACUUCAUAGUAUUUCUGGUAAUUUAUGUGGCUGCCCUGGUGGGAAACUUACUUGUCAUCGUGGUCAUAGUUGUCACAAAUCACCUUCACAGUCCCAUGUACUUCUUUUUGGUAAAUUUGUCCAUCUUAGAUCUUUCAGCCAUCUCCGUCAUUCUCCCCAAAUCCAUGGCCAAUUUUCUGUUGAAUACCACAUCUAUUUCCUAUUCUGGUUGUGUUGCCCAGGUCUUCCUCUUCCAUGUCUUUGGUGCUGCUGAUCUGGCUUUACUCACUGUUAUGGCAUAUGACUGUUACGUUGCAAUCUGCAAACCUCUUUAAUACAGGACAGUCAUGAAAGGGACUGCUUGCAUUCAAAUGGCAGCCAGUGCAUGGCUCAGUUGUGUUCCUUACUCUGCUCUCCACACUGGGAACAUCUUCCAUUUAUCCUUCUGCAAGUCCAACAUCAUUAACCAAUUCUUCUGUGAAGUCCCUCAGCUUCUCAAGCUCUCCUGCUCUGAUUCAUCCUUUAGUGAAGCUGGCAUUCUUACAUUUAGUUUCAGUUUAGUCUUAAUCUGUUUUACUUUUAUAAGCAUGUCCUACAUUCAGAUUUUCACUGUGAUCUCAAGAAUUCCUGCCAAAGAGAAACAGCAUAAAGCUUUUUCUACUUGCAUCCCUCAUCUGGUAGUGGUCUCUUUAUAUGUAAGCACUCAUUCUUUUGCUUAUCUUAAACCUGUCUCCAGUUCCCCAUCAGCUCUAGAUCUCACAGUAUCUGUUCUCUAUUCUGUGAUGCCACCAGUGAUAAAUCCAGUCAUUUAUACCAUAAGGAACAAUGAAAUCAAAGCUGCCAUGAGAAAAUUAACUGACCAGAGAUUAUUAUAUAGAAAUAAAUAA
Messenger RNA from Rhea pennata, 939 nucleotides. RefSeq names its product olfactory receptor 14I1-like. Gene Ontology annotation, cellular component: membrane. The record is from RefSeq and is a predicted model, not a curated record. The transcript has a single exon. Gene Ontology annotation, molecular function: odorant binding; olfactory receptor activity; G protein-coupled receptor activity. Lineage: Eukaryota; Metazoa; Chordata; Aves; Rheiformes; Rheidae. Gene Ontology annotation, biological process: G protein-coupled receptor signaling pathway.